AAUCACGCGCCGCCUAAACUGGUGCCGGCGCAGAUAUCGAUCUGAGAGCAGUCAGUUGAUUCUGGACGGUACCCGUAGGGAAACGGUUAAUUGAAACUGCGAUUUCUAGGGAGAGGGAAAUGGGGAGCAAUGGGAAAAUGACGGAGUACGAGCGGCAGAGAAUGGAGAACAUAAAGCGGAACGAGGAGAUGUUGGCGGCGCUCAAGAUCCAGUCAAGGCUUAACGACCUCACCUCCGUUGCCGCUAAACGCCAGAGGGCUGAGAAUAAAUCUUAUAAACGAACUCCGGUGAAGAAGCCUAAAACUGAAACCCCUGUGGUUCUGCGUCGGUCGCUGAGGACUCGUGGGGUGCCACCUGAUGCUGCUACUGCCGGUGGCCUUACUGAUGAUGCCGAUGACGAAAAGAAGAUUAAGAAAGUGCCUGAGUUGAAUUCCCACUCUGUACACAGGGCAUCCCCUAGAAAACCGGGACCGUUUGCAAUGAGAGACGCAUACACUGGUGAUGAUGGGUUGGAUCAGAAUCUCACAGAGACUAUUUUGCGAUGUACUAAAAAAUCUGUAUUGAGUGAGACUGAUAGUUUUCCUUGUGAUUCCAUUGAUAAUAUGGAGAAAAGUGAGGACUUUGAGACAUUCAAAGCUAGAAAACGGUCGUGGGGUUCAGUGGAUGUGGAGGAAUUGCAGUUGAAGCCUGAAAAUGUCGCAAGGUUGGUGCCAGGGAGAAUUAUGAGUUUGAAUGGUGGUUGUUGGAAACAAGUUUGGAGAUGUUGGGUUUUGGAACAUUAACAGCAAGAAAGAGGAUGGUGAUGGGAUUUACUUGUAUCACCCACAUUCCGGGCCUAUUUCUGGAAUUCUAAUAGACCCUUGUUCCGUAUCAAAGAUGUACAGUUCGUGCUAUGAUGGGUUUAUCAGGUUGAUGGAUGUGGAGAAAGAAGUAUUUGAUAUGCUUUAUUCAAGUGAGUACCCCAUAUACUCUAUGUCGCUGAGUCCACGUGACACAAACACCUUAUGCUUUAGCGAGGGCAAGGGAGGAGUAUAUAUGUGGGAUGUAAGAGCAGGAAAAUCUUGGUUAUCAUGCGAUUUACAUGAAGAUAGAAUCAACACAAUAGACUUCAAUGCAGAAAAUGAGAAAAUCAUGGCUACAAGCUCCUCAGAUGGAACGGCUUGUAUUUGGGACUUGCGACACAUGCAUGCAAAUAAACCAAAAUUGUUGAAGUCUGUUAGUCAUAAAAGAGCAGUGCAUUCUGCUUACUUUUCACCUAGCGGGAAGUUUCUGGCAACGACAAGUCUUGACGACAAAGUUGGCUUGUUAAGUGGAGCUAAUUACGAGAACUUAUCUAUGGCAUGUCAUAACAACCAGACAGGCAGGUGGAUUUCAACAUUCAGAGGCAUAUGGGGCUGGGAUGACUCGUCCAUCUACAUUGGUAAUAUGAAGAGAGGAGUUGAUGUUAUAUCUGUUGCCAAUACAAAAACUGUAGCUACUUUGGAAAGUGAUCUCAUAUCCGCUAUUCCAUGCCGGCUUGAUGCACAUCCAUACAACAUGGGGAUGCUUGCAAGUGCCACAAGUGGAGGUCAAGUUUAUAUAUGGACUCUGUCAUGAGGAGUUAAUAUUUUUGGAAGUAUCAUUUUGACUGUUACAAGAGAUAAGCUUGAUGACAUUUUGGAAUGUAUGUCAUGAAGCUGUGACAUUGUUGUAGGAUCUUAGGUAAUAUGUUUACUUGAUCAUGAGAUGGUUCGGGAAACAUCUAUUGUCUGUUUCGAAGCUCUGCAUGAUGAAUGUGAAGAUUGAGUGGAUGCCAUGAGUUUUCAUUCCUCCAUGCAAGAAUUCAUUAUGCACAUCCAUUUGAUGUAACUACCAUUGUUUAGCAGCUGCUACUGCAAGAAACGUACGAACAAUCAUCAUUUUGGCAACCGGAGCAAAUGUCUCAUUAUAAUCCUGCCCCUUGACUGACUUGUUGCCCAAAACCACUAGUCGU
Molecule: messenger RNA, 1972 nt
Organism: Sesamum indicum (sesame)
Lineage: Eukaryota; Viridiplantae; Streptophyta; Magnoliopsida; Lamiales; Pedaliaceae
Source: RefSeq, a predicted model, not a curated record